This is a messenger RNA of Exophiala oligosperma, 1476 nucleotides long. RefSeq lists its product as uncharacterized. The transcript is spliced from 2 exons. The coding region runs from base 1 to 1476 and encodes 491 amino acids. NCBI's taxonomy places the organism in Eukaryota, Fungi, Ascomycota, Eurotiomycetes, Chaetothyriales, Herpotrichiellaceae. The record is from RefSeq and is a predicted model, not a curated record.
AUGCACUCACAAGCCGAAUAUCAUGAAAUGACAAAUAUCGGCCAACAGGCAUUGCAGACGACGACUGAAGUGACAUACGAGAAGGGCUCAGGUACAAGGAAGGUUUGCUUGGUUGGCUUAGGCUUCAGCGUCUUGGUUGGAGUCAUUUUCUUUCUCCUGGGUUGCAUUGUACCGCACAGAUUCAACGGCGAAGACGAUGUCAUUGCAUUUUCACCAGUAGGCUUGGAGCUGCUCACCCUCGGCAUCGACUUUGCAGUGCUCAUUGUGACGGAAAUCAAUGGCUAUAUACAUAGUCUUUCACUGAGAUGGGCACUCUACCACGAAGGUAGACUCGACUUCAAUAGCAGUCUCCGUCUCCUCACGGUGGCCAAAGAAACCCCUGCAAACGGACUCCUGGCCAACAUUGCUUAUUUCAUCACACUGUCGUUCUGUUACGGAGCUGCGUCCGUCGUUGUCGUGCGCAACACUUAUGUGAUCCGGGCGGAAGCUCUGGGAUCAUUGGCCGAUGAAUGGGAAAAACAUAGCCACGACGCAAACUUCAGUCGUGUUGGACCUUUGAGUCUGGGCUUCGCAAUACUAAUUCAAUGCGCUCUGUCGAUAUGGUGUCUGCAAAGCCAGACAUUCGCCAGUUGGGAUUCGAGUCCACUCACGACUCUGGCAGCGUUCGGAUUGCGCGGUGAUGAGCUGAUUGCCCAAUCCGGGACAUCUGAAGCGAGACCUUCGCGCUCCGACAAGAGACGGUCUCCCUACGCCUCGCACCCUAGGGUGCGUCUUGCCCUUGCCAUCGUGACGGUUGUGUUCCUCGCAUUCAUGGUCUGGACGGCUCUGCUCAUCCCCUACGGUAUCCGCAAUCAGCCGCGUGGCAGCUGGGCAUUCUUUCCCACCUCGACCAACGGCGACGACGACGAGGAUCCCAACACGAUGACCAUCUUUCUCAAGUUCUUCAAGGUCCACAACGAGGUGUACGAAAACCGCGGCGGCACCUUGGGCCCCGACUACGUGUCCGAAUCCAAUCUUUUCGGGAUUCUCCUGCUCUACGUCGUUCUCCAGUCCCUCGUCACCAUCGGCCUCCACAGCGCCGAGCUCCAAGUCCUCAUGCUGCGUGACGAGGCCACGUGGCAGAAAUCUUCAGCUUGCGGAAGCACAAGUUGGUCGUCGCUCAGUUCCGUCAUGGCACCGCUCCGAUCGCCGCCGAAUGCUGUUUUGUUGUUGUUCAAACCCGUCCUACAUUGGUUCUUUGCGAUAUGUCUGAGUGUGGAUUAUGCUCAGGGCAUGGCGAUGCGGGCGCCACAGACGGCAUACCUCACGGCUGCCUGGGCGAUCUUUGUCAUUUUCGCCUACGGGAUUAGCUUCUACAGACCAAGGGGCGCGUUACCAUUGACAUAUGGACGGCUGAGUACAAUGCGAGAAAAGGAAAUAGAACGGCUGAAUGGUGGUGGUGGUGGUGACCUUGCCAGAGAUGGAGGUGGAAGAUGA